AUGUUCGCCAGACAGGUGGUUUGUGGCGGCAGGAUAGCCGGGCGGCGGUUGUUCGCGAACAGUGCACUGCGGAUGGGUCCGCAGACCGCGGCUGCGGCGACCCGGUCGGUCCCUCGGCGGGUGCUGGGAGCUGCUUUGAAGGUGGCGGGUGCGACUCUUCUUGCAGGAACUGCGUGGGUGUCCUACGAGCUCUACCGGGAGUCGAACCCCGCAGCCCAGGAGCCGCAGAGCGCCACAUUCCCGGAUGGUUCCCCACGGAAGACGCUGGUGGUGCUAGGGUCCGGGUGGGGCUCGGUCACGCUGUUGAAGAACUUGGAUACCACACUAUACAACGUCGUGGUUGUAUCUCCGCGGAACUACUUCUUGUUCACGCCGUUGUUGCCCUCCACGCCAGUCGGCACAGUGGAGCUGAAGUCGAUCGUCGAGCCAGUGCGCUCGAUCACCCGGCGGAGACCAGGCGAGGUCAUCUACUAUGAGGCUGAGGCCCUAGAGGUUGACCCGCAGAGCAAGAAGGUGCGCAUCCGCUCCGUCGAGCAGGGCGAGCACAAGUACGAAAUGGAACUAAACUACGACUGUUUGGUGGUCGGUGUCGGAGCACAGCCCACCACCUUUGGCACUCCGGGCGUCUACGAGCAUGCCUCCUUCUUGAAGGAGAUUCCAGAUGCCCAGGACAUUCGUGUUAAGGUCAUGAACAACAUAGAGAAGGCUGCUGCACUCUCUCCAAACGAUCCUGAGAGAAAGCGCUUGUUGUCCUUCGUUGUUGUUGGCGGCGGCCCUACUGGUGUGGAAUUUGCGGCGGAGUUGCAGGACUACGUUGACCAGGACUUGUCGAAGUGGAUGCCUGAGCUCUCCAAGGAGAUCAAGGUCACACUUUGCGAGGCUUUGCCUAACAUCUUGAACAUGUUCGACAAGUCCCUAUGGCAGUACGCCCAGGACUUGUUCAAGCAGGAGAAGAUCGACUUGAAAGUGAACACCAUGGUUAAGAACGUCACUGCCACCCACAUCACCACCAAGUGCGGCGACCAGCUAGAGGAGCUGCCGUACGGUGUGUUGGUCUGGGCCACCGGUAACGCCCCCCGCGACGUCUCCAAGUCCCUCAUGAAGAAGUUGGACCAGCAGACGUCGCCUCGUGGCUUGCUCAUCAACGACAAGUUGCAGUUGCUCGGUGCGGAGGACUCCAUAUACGCCAUGGGUGACUGCACCUUCUACCCCGGAUUGUUUCCUACGGCACAGGUCGCGCACCAGGAGGGUGAAUACCUCGCGCACGUGCUCAAGAAGCAGCACAAGAUCGACCACCUCCGCUGGCAACUCGCCGACGCGGAGCCAUCCCAAGUUCCCCGCAUCACGGCCCGCCUCGAGAAGGCUGAGGCCGCCAUCCAGCCCUUCAAGUACAACCACCAGGGCGCCUUGGCCUACAUCGGCUCUGAGAAGGCCAUUGCAGACAUCGCCAUCGGCGAGUCCAAGUACCGCCUCGCAGGUUCCUGGACUUUCCUCUUCUGGAAAUCCUCCUACUUGGUCAUGUGCCUCUCAUUCCGCAACCGUAUCUUGGUCGCUCUAGAUUGGUUGAAGGUCUCCUUUUUGGGUAGAGACUCGUCCGUGUGA
Molecule: messenger RNA, 1602 nt
Organism: Eremothecium gossypii ATCC 10895
Lineage: Eukaryota; Fungi; Ascomycota; Saccharomycetes; Saccharomycetales; Saccharomycetaceae
Product: ADR262Cp
Exons: 1
Coding region: 1-1602 (533 amino acids)
Molecular function (GO): NADH dehydrogenase activity
Source: RefSeq, marked provisional